This is a messenger RNA of Rhizopus microsporus ATCC 52813, 453 nucleotides long. RefSeq lists its product as uncharacterized. The transcript is spliced from 3 exons. The coding region runs from base 1 to 453 and encodes 150 amino acids. The record is from RefSeq and is a predicted model, not a curated record. Lineage: Eukaryota; Fungi; Mucoromycota; Mucoromycetes; Mucorales; Rhizopodaceae.
AUGGGAGAGGCGGCCUUAACAGCGAUGAAAAGGCAGAUAAAAGGCGACGGCGAUGCUAGCAUAUAUCUGGCAGAUGACAUCAUAAAACUCUAUGGACUUUGCGAGCUGGAAGUUCCUCUUUUGGAGACUUCGUCUCAUUUUGGACGUGAAGACAAGGCGAAGUCUUCAUUCGAUCAUCAUAAGGGUCUUUUCGGUGGGCUUUCUAUGCUAAAAAUUAUCGCAGAUAAAUUUUCUUAUGGCUUGAUUGAGGCGUUCUCAAAGUUAAAAGUGCUGUUCGUGCACGCUUCAGGCACCAGGAUAUUGCUAUGGAGCCUGAAAUAUAUCAAGGAUGUUCCAGCAUACGAGCUGUGGUUAGAGAAAGCCCUUGAUAUUAAUCCCAAGUUUGGCAAAGGGGUUGAGCAGCUUCCUCAAGCGCUGAGUUUUUAUUGGAAACUGGAGUGUCUCUCGAGGUAG